AUGUCAAUAAUAUCUAUUUUAUGUUUUAAAGCAUCGUAUAAAUUAUUUCGAUGGUUAUUUAUAUUUUCUACAAUUUUAAGUUCUUUAAAUGGAGUUUCAACUCUUAACUUACCGCAAUUUACAAUAAAGAGUAAAGUUAUUGAGUUACUUGAUGAGGAGGGUGGAACCUCAGAUUUCACAAUGAAAUUGUUUACCAUCUCAGCAUUAGUAAUACUCGGAGGCGUGUUUGCUGGGCUUACAAUAGGCUUGAUGGGCUUAGAUGAGACUAAUUUACAAGUUUUAAUGGUAGCAGGAGAUUCGAAGGAACGUAUUUAUGCAAGAAAAGUAUUUGAACUUUUAAAACGUGGAAAACACUGGGUAUUAGUAACUUUAUUACUCUCCAAUGUGAUUGUCAAUGAAACUUUACCAAUCAUUAUGGACUCGCUUUUUGGAGGAGGUUGGCCGGCAGUGUUAAUAUCAACUGCAUUAAUCGUUCUAUUUGGGGAAAUAAUUCCUCAAGCCAUAUGUGUUCGUUAUGGCUUGGCUAUAGGUGCCGGAUUUUCAUGGUAUAAAAAAAAAGUUGCUGCAAAUUAG
Molecule: messenger RNA, 573 nt
Organism: Entrophospora sp. SA101
Lineage: Eukaryota; Fungi; Glomeromycota; Glomeromycetes; Entrophosporales; Entrophosporaceae
Source: the annotation of a GenBank genome assembly